This is a messenger RNA of Lodderomyces oxycetoniae, 2760 nucleotides long. RefSeq names its product OPT2. Gene Ontology annotation, molecular function: oligopeptide transmembrane transporter activity. The record is from RefSeq and is a predicted model, not a curated record. Gene Ontology annotation, biological process: transmembrane transport. The transcript has a single exon. Gene Ontology annotation, cellular component: plasma membrane. The coding region runs from base 1 to 2760 and encodes 919 amino acids. Lineage: Eukaryota; Fungi; Ascomycota; Pichiomycetes; Serinales; Debaryomycetaceae.
AUGAGUUCUGUUGAAAAGGACCAGACAGAAGGUUUUGAUCCUAUCCAAAGUGUGGGAAGUCAUUUGACAGUAGCUGACCAUGUAGUUAACUUGGAUGCUGUUUUUUCUAAUUCACUAUCGAUUGGUGAAGUAGCCACCACUUUAACAGAGGCUCAGAAGAGCUUUGUAUUACAGAGAUUGCACUUUGAUGCUUUGACAUCAUUUGAAAACUUGCCUCCUGAAUGUACAUUUAUAUUUGAAAAAAUCGAGCAAAUGACCACUGAAGAAGCUGUACAAAUUCUAAAAGAGGCCAUCGAAGAGCAUGAUUCAGAUAUCAACAUAAAAGAGUCUACUUUAACUUUGUGGAAAAAUUUGGUAAGUUACUCUGAAAAGCAAUUUAGUGAAAAAAGCUCAGGCGAGUCCGUCGAAUUGAAGACUAAAGACAAUACCAUUAAAGUGUCCACACUUUCAGAGGUUAGUGAAGAAGAGACCAUACUGCAUCACCAUCACCAUCACCAUAAAAAUGAAGAAAGCAUCGUUGACUGGGAUUUGCAGGUAAGGUUAGAAGCCGUUUUGAUUGCAUACUGGUCUCCGUAUCCAGAAGUUAGAGCUGUUACAUACCCAUUUGAUGAUCCUACAAUGUAUGUGGAAACCAUAAGAGUAUACAUCAUCGGUAUUGUUUGGACUGGUCUUGGCGCAGUCAUUAAUCAAUUUUUCGUUGAAAGACAACCUGCUAUUACUCUCGCUAUGUCUGUUGUUCAAGUCUUCUUAUACCCAAGUGGUAUAUUAUUGGAAUGGAUUUUACCAAAAUGGAAGUUUAAGGUCUUUGGACAAACAUUUGACUUGAACCCUGGUCCAUACAAUUGGAAAGAACAGAUGCUUGCAACAAUUUUUUGUUCUGUUACAGGAGGUGGUACUUCAUACGUUUCUUCUAACAUAUUGAUGCAAAAAUCUGAAUUGUUUUAUGACAAUAAAUGGGUUGAUUUUGGCUACCAGGUGUUGUUGAUCUUGUCAACCAACUUUCUUGGAAUAGGCUUAGCUGGGAUCAUGCGUAAAUUUGCUGUUUAUCCUGUUCAAGCCUUGUGGCCAUCCAUUCUUCCAAAUUUAAGUCUUAAUAGAGCCCUUUUGACCCCUAAUAAGAAGGAAAUCAUAAAUGGAUGGAGAAUCUCCGGUUACAACUUUUUCUUUAUUGUCUUUGCACUAUCAUUUUUAUGGUUUUGGGUGCCAGAUUACUUGUUCCAAGCCUUAUCAACGUUUAACUGGCUCACCUGGAUUAAACCAAAUAAUUUGAAUCUUGCUGUGGUCACUGGUUCUGUUGGUGGUCUUGGUUUGAAUCCUAUAACCUCCUUUGACUGGAAUGUGAUCAGUUUCAAUUCUCCAUUGAAUGUGCCCUUUUACAAUCAGGCAAAUUAUAUUGUGGGUAUGUUUCUUGGAUUCUUUUGUAUCCUUGGUGUUUGGUACUCAAACUAUAAAUGGACUGGCUACCUCCCAAUCAAUUCUAAUAGAUUAUUUACCAACACUGGAAAGAAAUACAAUGUCAGGGCCGUGGUAAAUAAAGAUAGUUUGUUUGAUAAUGAAAAGUAUCAAAAGGUUGGUCCACCUUUUUAUACCGCUGCUAAUUUGGUACUAUACGGUGCUUUCUUUGCAAUUUAUCCAUUCCACUUUGUUUAUGAAUUUGGUUUGCAAUACAAGCAAAUGAUUAGUGCCUUUAAGUCAAUGUGGAAAACAGUAAAAAAUUAUCAUAGAUCAACUUAUGAAGGUUUUAAUGAUCCUCACAGUGUAAUGAUGAGGGCUUACCCUGAAGUUCCGGAGUGGGCAUAUUUGAUUGUCUUGGUUAUUUCAAUUGUGUUGGCUAUUCUUUGUGUGAAACUCUAUCCAGCAGAAACUCCUGUUUGGGGUAUUUUCUUUGCUUUAGGUUUCAACUUUAUAUUUUUGAUUCCAUUGACAACCGUUUAUGCAAGAACUGGAUUUUCUUUUGGUUUGAAUGUUUUGGUUGAGUUGAUUAUAGGUUAUGCCAUUCCCGGUAAUGGGUUAGCAUUGUCCUUUAUCAAGGCAUUGGGUUACAACAUUGACGGCCAAGCUGAAAAUUUCGUUAAUGAUUUGAAACAAGGCCACUAUGCCAAGCUUCCACCUCGUGCUUUGUUCAGAUGCCAAAUACUAGGCAUAUUUAUUGCUUCAUUUGUUCAAUUGGGUAUUUUGAACUUUCAAAUUACUGGUAUCAAAGAUUACUGUGACCCCGACAAUGCCCAAAAGUUUACCUGUCCAUCGACUAGUACCUUCUACAGUGCCUCAGUCUUGUGGGGUGUUAUUGGACCAAAAAAAGUAUUUGAUCAUUUGUACCCAAUUUUGAGAUGGUGUUUCCUUAUUGGGUUCUUAUUAGCAUUCCCAUGCAUUGCAAUCAAAAAAUAUGGACCAAAGAAAUAUUUCAAGACUUUUGAACCAAGUAUUGUUAUUGGUGGAUUCCUUGGCUUUGCACCUUACAACUUAUCGUACUACAUCCCUGGUCUUUACGUCUCGUAUGCAUUUAUGGUCUACAUCAAGAAUAAGUAUGAGGCAUGGUGGCAAAAGUACAAUUAUCUUCUUUCGACUGGAUUAGGUGGAGGUGUUGCUUUUUCAUCUAUCAUCAUUUUCUUUGCCGUUCAGUAUCAUCUGAAGGAUAUAAAUUGGUGGGGUAAUGAGGUUAUGUACGAGGGGUUAGAUGCCCAAAUGACCGGCUGGCUAAACGCUACCGAGCAGGCUCCAGAUGGAUACUUUGGUCCUAGAAUUGGCCACUUUCCGUAA